AGCUUGCAGACAAAUGUUACAAACAAAUGCUAACUACAAAAACAAACGUUUUAAACAAAUGGUUUUGGUUUCCAAACAAAUGUUACAGAUUUCAAACAAAUCGCUACUUGCCAGUUGCCACCCUUUAAUUUUCAAGAACCAUCGAUAUCAUAUUGAUAUAUGCGCUAAUGCGUGAUAUGAUAGAAGCACUAAUAAUUAUUUAUAGUUCAUACAAAAGUAAAUCGACAAAAACCCCUUACCUAUCUACAUCUCCGGAAUGAAUGUUGCACUGCUGGCACCGUCGUAUAACUCGGUUCACGGGAAUGUGUUGGAAAAUAUUAAACAACAGAUCACUCGACGUCUGGUGGAAAAGCAAGCAUCUCCACUCGAAUCUGGAAAGGUCAUAGUCUUAGAUCAGUCCUUCUGGAGUCAGCGUCUCUCUCCACCCGCAAUAAUAAGAAAGUUAUUUCGUGCUAAUGUGACGGGCAUUUUUAUUCUAAUUCGCUACGGGCAGUCUGUGAGAAUGCGCGUACAGUUAGACGAAGUUGUGAGCAAUUUGUUCUCUGUGGAUCAGGGUCUGCCAUUAUUGCCUAUCUGUGUUUUCUUUUAUGGAUCCAGACCAGUUUCCCGUCGUGAAAAAUUAAGAAUUCAAGCCAUGUUCAAAACACAUUUAGCUGAACAAGUCGACAUACCCCCUGUUUUAUUUGCACAGCGUUUACUCCAACUGCGUCACUGCUAUUCAGAAUUCCUAAGAGAAGACAAAAUCGCUGACAUUAUGAAAUGGAUGAAAAGUCAGAUGAAGCUAUGUGCAACAUUCAGUUGGCGAUCAUACGCUGCCAGUUAUCAUGCUGCUGAAAGCUCCACGCAACUACAUGAAGCUGGUGAUGCAAAUGCAGUACUGCGGAACUUGGUUCCCACGAGGUCACGGCGGAGAUCUCUAUCAGAACCCAAAAUUGUCCCAAAUCUGAGGGGUUAUAUUGUUCUUGUGUGCGAAGAAGCUCGACGGGUGCCGAGUAACAGUUUCAGUAUGUCCAUUAGAAAAGUGGCCUUGCGACAAUUGCUAAAUGGUGAUAAACACUGGACCGACAACUGCCAAGAGUUCAAGACAGCUGAGCGUAUUCAUGGAAUAUUUUCCAUUUUAACGGCGAGCCGAGAUAAAGCGUAUGGUGUACUGAGCUCCAGAGUAACAGCUCUAAAAGCGCAACAUGGGCACACGUUUCGACCACGGAAGCAUGAAUUAUUCUUAACUAAUUUCAGCUGGAGUGUACAGUGCUGGAAUAACAGAACAAGUCAUGCUGUGAUGCGGUGUGCAAUUGGCUUUUUAGGACACACGGAAGUAUUUGGAUUUGCAAACUGGCUGAACGCCCAAGAACUCCGAUUACUGCGAUCCCAUAUAUUAGAAUACUAUGCAAAUUUUGACAAGCGUACGAUCGAGAAUCGGUCUGAGAAACUGUCUCCUGCAGAAACCCUUGCUCGCGCCAGCUUGCAUCGAUCUCAUAGUAUUCAUGAUUUUCGAAGUUUUAUGCAGCGAGAAAUUCUGGACUAAUGUGCUUGGAGCAGCGCAUAAGAGCAAUAACACACAGCACAACAAAAGAAAACCGCAAGUAUAUACAUGUUUAUUGUUCAAAUUUAUUUUUAACUGCCUCAUCGGCACUUUCAUGUCAUUUACUUAAUACGAAUUAUACGAUAUCCGAAGGAGUUGUACAGUAAUAUACGUAACAGCGAAAUUUAGAUGUUUUAUGGUUUGCAAAAAUCCUACGGAACUCAAGAGUUAUAUAUACGUAUCGUCGAUACGUGGAGUGUUAUCGAUAC
Messenger RNA from Paramacrobiotus metropolitanus, 1791 nucleotides. RefSeq lists its product as uncharacterized. The transcript has a single exon. NCBI's taxonomy places the organism in Eukaryota, Metazoa, Tardigrada, Eutardigrada, Parachela, Macrobiotidae. The coding region runs from base 257 to 1525 and encodes 422 amino acids. The record is from RefSeq and is a predicted model, not a curated record.